Messenger RNA from Aspergillus aculeatinus CBS 121060, 1900 nucleotides. Its product is annotated as putative flavin-containing amine oxidasedehydrogenase. The coding region runs from base 275 to 1855 and encodes 526 amino acids. Gene Ontology annotation, molecular function: oxidoreductase activity. The record is from RefSeq and is a predicted model, not a curated record. NCBI's taxonomy places the organism in Eukaryota, Fungi, Ascomycota, Eurotiomycetes, Eurotiales, Aspergillaceae. The transcript has 3 exons.
GAACUUUCACAGUGAAGGAUCAUUCACGAACUCGAGCUACACCAAGCAGAUCGAGAUCGGAUCGCCGAAACCUUAUCUGAAAAAGCCGGGAUGAGAAUCGAUCUAAUCAUGCCCUCAGGAUGACUUAAUGGAUUAACAGCGCAUGAAUUCUCCGCGACCGAGCAUUGACGUCAUUGACUCACCUCCUAGAUAUACAUCUCGUCAAGACCGAUGCAUUUCUUCAUGGGCGACCUUCAUCUGAAUACCUUCUCAAAACCUAGUAUAGGCCUUCACAAUGGCCCAGAAUGAUAACAAUAAGAAGAGAGUGGUGGUGAUCGGCGCCGGGGCCGCCGGUAUGUCCUGCGCCUCCACCCUAGCCAACCAUCCCGACAAAUUUGACAUUACCCUCAUCGACAGCGCCCCGCAGACCGGCGGCCAAGCGACCACAAUCCCCCUAGACGCCGCAAAGCAUGGCGGCGCGACCUGGCUCAACGACGGGGUGCAAGGCGGUUCCCCAAUCUUCCGCCACACCUUCCACUUCUUCAAGAAAUACGGCUACGAGCCGCACCCCGUGCAGCUGCAGGUCUCCUUCGGGAAAGGGCGAGACAGCUUCUUCACCAACGUGUUCCCCAGCCCGCUGGUGGACACCUACUCGGCGGAGAUCAGCAAGCUGGGCCGCGUGCUGCGCUGGAUCAAGCGGCUGAUGCCGAUCCUGGGCCUGAUGCCCAUCAAGACGAUGCUGCGGCUGUUCCGCUUCAGCACGGACUUCGGGCUCAAGAUGGUGCUGCCGCUGAUCGCGCUGUUCCUGGGGACGGGCAACCAGACCCCCAACGUGGCGUGCGUGCUGCUGGAGCGGCUGUUCGACGAUCCGCAGAUGCGCCUGUGGGAGUACGACGAGGACAUGCUGAUGCAGAACCGGCCGCAGAUGUACACCUUCCCCAACCUGGGGGAGUUCUACCACGACUGGAAGGGGGAUCUGGCGGCGAAAGGGGUGCGGGUGCUCCUGGAGACGGAGGCCGAUGUGUUGCACCGAAAGAAUAAACAAGUCAAGCUGCGCCUCCGGUCGGUGAAAGACGGGCAGCAGGAGCGCCCCAACGAGGCCGGCAAGGGGACGGUGGAGGACUUCGACGAGCUGAUCCUGUGCUGCCCCGCCGACGAGGCGCUGUCGAUGCUGGGCGCGCACGCGACCUGGCGCGAGCGGUACGUGCUGAACGGCGUCAAGUUCUUCAACGACCUGACCAUCACGCACACCGACUCCGAGUACUUCAACAGCCUGUUCGAGACCCGCUACAAGGAGGAGCUCUGCGGCAAGGCCAGCUCCGAGACCCGCCAGGAGCAGAUCGCCUUCGCGCAGCAGAUGCCGCCGCGCUGCCGCACGGACGGCUGGGAGGGUUUCGCCCCCAUGUACUUCACCCACUCCUUCGACUCGGACCCGGACAAGAUCGAGAUGGGCUUCGACUGCACCCACUACCAGCAUCAGUUCCGGGAGGCGAUCGGCGAGGACGCCCUGCCGCCCGAGCCCGAGCGCCACGUCUACCAGACCAUCUUCCUGAACGAGGACCACAAACACCUGUGGACGUGGGAGGGGAUCGACAAGGACAAGAUCAUCGGCGAGAAGUGGUGGCAUCAGUUCGGUCACCGCUGGCAGCAUUACCUGCGCGUCGUGCCGGGGAUGAUGUUCAUCAACGGGAAGAAUAAUACGUUGUAUGCCGGGGCGUGGACCAUGGUGAAUAUGCACGAGAUCGCAUGCAUCUCCGGAAUGGCAGCGGCCUACCGAUUAGGUGCGGUGUACGAGCCGUUCGACGACUUCGCCGAGGAUGUCUUCUCCAAGUACCUACUUGUCAGUCACGGCGUGAGAUACAAGCGGAGGACAUGAACAUAAUCCAUCAAAAAAAAUAUCGUUACAUUAAUUCAUAGUCAA